Messenger RNA from Entamoeba invadens IP1, 1290 nucleotides. RefSeq lists its product as hypothetical. The record is from RefSeq and is a predicted model, not a curated record. The transcript has a single exon. The coding region runs from base 1 to 1290 and encodes 429 amino acids. NCBI's taxonomy places the organism in Eukaryota, Evosea, Mastigamoebida, Endamoebidae. Gene Ontology annotation, molecular function: protein binding.
AUGAGUUUGAAUGAGAUAGACUUAACGAAUUCCCAAGGCAUUGAACUCGAUGGGGAACCGCAGUUUGCGGACCACGAAAAUCCGACUGUUAACGUUCUUGAGUCUAUUUCAGACGAUUCAAUAUUUACUAUCACGCAAUAUUUAACGCCCGAGGACUUGAUAAAUUUCAGUCAAACGAAUCGAAGAGUCUGGUACAUUUGUAAGCGAGACGAAGUGUGGACCUCUUUAGUGUUGAGUAGCACUGGUCGUGUGACUUACACGAAGAGAGAUGCGAUCCGCAGUUUAAUUGAUAAAAAACAGGAGGACAACGAUCAAGAGAAUACGCGGAUUGAAUUCCGCAAAAUGGAACGCCAAAACAAGCUUGAGCACAUGCUCUUCACCAUGAGGGAUUGCUGUAAUUUCAUAUCAAAUGACUUAAUCGCAAUACUCUUUGGCAUCUUUGGAUUGGUGUUAUUACAAGUUGAGUUGGAUGGAUAUGUCAAUGUGGGCUAUUGGCUUGUCGUGCUGCUAUUUCUCCCUCUUCUCAUUGUUUUAACGAUAGUGCCUAUGACCAACUUUUGCACAGGGAAACUAACAGACGACGAUGAACCUCCUGUCCGGUGGUACUCCUCUCCUAUUGAAACAAUCCGAUAUCUCUAUAUCUUCGGACGAAGAGGUGCUGGGAUUUUGACAGAACCAUGUCUGGUCAUCAACUACGUAAUUCUCUUUGCUAUAAGUCUUGGACUGAGUUACUUAGUUAUUAUCCCACCACUCUUGAUAUGGACAUUGAUUUGGAUUUUCUUUGGGUGCUUCACGUUUUCAAGACGACCAAUUGUCUCGGUCCAGAUUUGGAGAGGACUACUGGCAAUACCUGUUGGUAUUGUUGUGUUUAUUGGCAUCAUUUUGGUUGUUGUAAAGAUAGAGGAUGUCAUAGAUGUGUCAUUUCAUAUCAUCUUCAUACCAUUUUACUUUCUACUUGGUGUCAUAUUCAUAUUCCCAAUGGUUUCUUUCUUUGUAUUUUGUGGGUUGUGUCUCUGUGGUAAAUCAUACGAUACAGACUCGUGUUGCAACAAAAUCUGUUGGCUCGAUGUCACAAAUUCCGAUUUGGCUGCGUUACAGAGUCUAUUUGUGAUGCUGGUGAUCAGUAUAGUGUGUCCCUUCACGAUGACAUUUAUUGCGCUGUUGGCUACAAACUUCGAUGGGAGUGACGAUGUAUCAUAUUUUGUCACAUUUAUUCCAAUCGACAUUCUGGUCAUCUUCUUGAUCAUUUUGUAUGGAGUCGGGAAAAGGUAUGAGUUGACUCGACUCUGA